GUAUUUUCAUCGUUUUAAAAAAUUACAAUUUCUUGAAAUCGUGAAAGAAAAUAGUGAAUGGUAAUUUUUCUACUUUUUUAUGUGAGUCUAUAAUAAAAAUUUAAAAUAUGUCCUUUGUAGAUUCAGAUAAGUGAUGUGUAUGCUGAAAAUUUCAUCGAGAUCGGUCAACGCAUUUAAAAGUUAUAUAAGUAAUUAAAAUUAAAUAUGAAAUUAAAUAAAUAAAUAAAUAAAUAAAAUUUCCGAAAAUCGCGACUUUUCAUCUAAGAACGUGGCUAGUUCCGUUCUUGUCUCUCACUGUAUUCUAAAUUUCUUAAAUGAUCAAAAAUUUUUCUCGAUAUGGUUUGUAAUAAAUGGUGUCUACAUAACGUUGCUGUGAGAAUUAUCCCAAAGUCAAGGUCUUUUGAACAAAGUUGUCUACCAGAAUCUACCUGAUUGUCGGUAUGCGUUUGUGAAUUCGUGAGAGCAGUCUGACCAUAGGGUUUCACACGAUCGACCGCUGGCCAUAAAAGGGACUGAUGCAUUCAUUGAUCCUAAGGGACGAAGGUUACUCAACUCUUCCCUUUAUUCAAAAAGGACUAACCAUAAGCCGCCGUCUAUUACAGGUCCGUCUAUACAAAUCCUUCGUUCUAAGAAGAAGAAUAAAAAAAAACAAGAUUAUAUAGUACCCGCUAGGAAUUCAAACUAGGAACUAAUUAUUAUAUUUUUAAUUUCAUUCUAUAAUCAAUGAAUUACCAUAUUUUUUCAAUACCAGCCAUUUUAUUCGAUGUGAUGUAAAAUUAAUAGCAUCAACAAUGUUUUAUUCCGAUAAAAAUCUUUCAUCAGCAAGAUUCAUAAAGCCUAUGGAAAUAGGAAAAUUACACAGUGGAGCAGUGAAACUAUACAAUAAUGUUAUUGUAAGAACAGAAUUAUGUCAAUAAUUGCUUUUAACAUUGGAGUCACGUGAAUUGCAUUAUUCAUCCACGUUAAAUAAAGCAUUUGGCGAGAAUUAUUCUCGCAAUAAGAGCUAUGGAAUUUCUUGAUUACGACCGGGACAAGAAGCACGCGCCCCGUCUGGAAUGCAAUAUGUGCCCUCUGGUAUUCAAUCAUCAAGAUAUUUUCUCGAGGCUUCGGAAUUUUUUUACCUACAGAGAAAAUCUGUAUGACGAUGAAUUUAUAUCAUGACAUUAAAGAAAUGCAUAUAAAGAAUCCUAUAAAAAUUAAAAGAAAAGACUGUAGCUAAUUAAUCAUAAGUACAUUGCUGCUGCAAUUAAAUUUUUAAGAUACUGCAUUCAUUUUCUAUACAACUACAUAUUGAUGUCAAGUGAUUCUGUUAAUAAAUGACCUUACCUACUUACUUGAGUUUUUAAAUAAUUUCAUAACUCCCUUUAACAUGAUUUCCCGCUUAUUGGGAAUUGAUGACUUCGAUAAUCUAGUCUUGAGUAAACGAGGAUAAUACAAUUGUGGGAAGAUGGAUUUUACGAAAUGGAUUCUGUGUAUCUUGGCACAAUCACCAAAGCAAAGAAGAGACAACAGAAGAAAGUAAUGUUCAUACUGUUCCCCUUGGUUCAGGAGCCACUUUUCAUUGGAGGGUUGAUUUUAUGAGCGAAAUGGUAAUCGCUGAAGUCCAUUACAAGGGCUCUGACAAUACCUGGUUUGCCAUUGGUUUCUCAAGUUAUGGAGAAUUAAAACCGGCUGAUUAUUGUGUCCUGUGGGUCGAUUGGCAUCGUCAAAUUCAGUUACAGGAUGCGUGGGCAGAUGAAGAAGGAAAAUUGUACUUAGACUCACAACAGGAUUGCGAGGACUUUGCAUGGAGAAGAAGAGGAAAUAUAACAAAGUUCACCUUUUCUAGAAAAUUUGAUACUUGUGAUGAAAAUGACUACAUCAUGGAGAGAGGUACCACACAUUUGGUAUGGCUGAAAGGUAUGGGGCCAUUAUCUUCUUUAGCUGGAUUGCAAGUAUCAGAUGCAGAAGCUUCUGGUAUGUCCAGAACCGAAUUGAUCCGAGUACACAAUAAGAAGCCAACAUUUCCAUCAAAUGCAUGGCAUUUUGAAAUACUAGCUGAUCAUGUAAAAGUACCAAAUAAAGAGACAACUUAUUGGUGCCGUGUUCAGAAAUUGCCAGCUGUUUUGGCUCAAAAGCAUCAUAUUCUUCAGUUUGGACCAGUUAUUCAAUCAGGCAAUGAACAUCUAGUUCAUCAUAUGGAAGUGUUCCACUGUGCUGGACCUGUAAAUCUUGAAAUCCCUUUGUAUAAUGGUCCCUGUGAUGGCAGUGACAGACCAGAGAAAACUCAAAUAUGUAAGAAAGUUCUAGCAGCAUGGGCAAUGGGAGCAGACGCUUUCGUUUAUCCAGAGGAAGCUGGUCUCUCAAUUGGUGGUCAUGAUUUUAAUUUCUACGUUAUGCUGGAGGUCCAUUACAACAAUCCGGAGCUUCAGGAUGGGCAUACAGAUUCCUCAGGGAUCCGUUUUAUCCUUACAAACAGUCUAAGAAAAUACGACGCUGGUGUGAUUGAACUGGGAUUAGAGUAUACAGAUAAAAUGGCAAUACCACCGCAACAAGAAGCUUUUACUUUAUCAGGGCAUUGUAUACAGGAGUGUACAGGUGUUGGUCUUCCUCAACAGGGUAUCCAUAUCUUUGGUUCUCAACUCCACACACACUUAACAGGAGUAAAAGUUAUAACUCGUCACAUCAGGGAUGGAGAAGAGUUGCCUCCUUUGAAUUACGAUAAUCAUUAUUCCACACAUUUUCAGGAAAUUCGACUAUUACCUAAACCUGUCACUAUCCUUCCUGGUGAUUCGUUGAUAACAACUUGUACAUACAAUACAAUGGAUAGAAAGAAUAUUACCCUUGGUGGAUUUGCCAUAUCUGAUGAAAUGUGUGUAAAUUAUAUACAUUACUAUCCGAAUGCCCGGUUGGAGGUUUGCAAAAGUGCAAUAAGCGAUGAUGCUUUGAGAACGUAUUUCCGGUACAUGAAGGAGUGGGAAAGUCAGCCGACCAGUGUUGAUGAAGGAAUUUCCUCAAAUUAUAAAAGCAUCGAGUGGACCAAAGUUCGUGUCCAAGCACUUCAUGAUCUCUAUGAGGCUGCUCCAUUAGGAAUGCAAUGCAAUGGCUCGGAUGGAUCACGACUUCCUGGACUAUGGGACAACAUAGCAGCAACACCCAUUAAACUACCCAUGGCUCCACCAGCUCGAAAUUGUCCAAAUUCUUUCUCGAAGCAAGAAAUAAAUUCCAUGUGAAUUCUUAAGCCAAGGUAUAAAUCUUCAGCAUUAUAUUUAAUAUCUGAAAAUUAAAGAAUGAUAAAACAAAAAUUAUGAAAAUGUAAUAUACUAGAUUACCAUUAGUUUCCAUUAAAUUUAACAAAUAUUGUUAGCAAACACCUUUAUAAUUUAUCUGUUCUUUAUUUCCAGUAUAUUCUUUCAAGAUUGUACCAUUUAUAUUUUCAUCAUGCUUAAAAGAAUAUAGUUCUGUAAAAUAAAACAACAAUUCUAAUUACAAUACAAUGUGCUUGAAGGUAAAAUACUUUGCAUUAAAGUAGAAGAAAAAGAGAAAAAAAAAAAAGAAAACUGAAAGACUUAAAAUAUACCUCGGGACGACGAUAAAUACUUUCGAUGUAAAAGUUUAUAAACCUCCAGUAUAUUUAUGCACUUUAAGGGUUUCUUUUUUUUUUUUUGGCAGUACAUCGUCUUGCUGCGUGUAAGCUAUGUUUAGUCGAACAUCUGUUAACAAAUACUUGCUCUAUGAAAAUCGUUAACUGUGUAAUACAGAAUAAUAAAAA
Osmia lignaria (orchard mason bee) is the source of this 3751-nucleotide messenger RNA. The record is from RefSeq and is a predicted model, not a curated record. Lineage: Eukaryota; Metazoa; Arthropoda; Insecta; Hymenoptera; Megachilidae.